AUGCCGACUUAUAAGAUACAACAACAGUUUAUUGAUUGGUAACUGUCUGAACUAAUUGAAUAUCCAGAUUUCGCAUUAUUAAUUAAUUUAACUCGAUUCUACAUGUCAACGGAAGAACCUGAAGCCUAGGGAUGUGAGUUAUUGGGAGGAUUUGGAAUACUAGUGUAAUCCAUUCUGGGAUUCCUUUGCUUUUUAGUCCUUGUCUUCAAGAGACACAUUGAGAAACCUAAGAGAGUUUGGAAAAUAUUUUUAAUGGAUACUGCUAAAUAGUUUGUUAGUGCCGUUGUGCAACACUUCUUAAAUAUUGGUUUAGCCUUACUAUUGAGUUCUGCUGAUAGUGGAGAUUAAUGUUAAUGGUAUUUUAUUACUUACAUGUUGGAUUGCACUCUGGGCAUGCUCAUCAAUUGUCUAUUAAUCACUCUCUUUGAAAACCUAUUUCAAAAGUUGGGCUAGACGCAAUUCCAAACUGGAAAUUACUAUACUAUAACCUAUCCUCAAAUUACAACCUACUCUCUAAGUUCUGAGGAUUAGACUGAAGCCAAAAAAGCCAAACCGAAAGUUGAGGUUGCUUAUGGAGUGUACAUGUUUUAAUUAACAUUGUGGAUUUUAAUCGUUGUUGCAAGCAAAGUUAUCCUCUACUUCUUCUAAUUACUCUUGGGAGAAUAUUUAUUGACAGCAGUAUCAUGGAUGUUUCAACCUAUAAACUAAUAUCCAGAACUUGAACUUGUUAUUGUACUCGUCAUCAUCCCUUUAAUAUUUAAUGCUCUUUGCUUUUGGGUACAAGAUUCAUUUCUCAAGAAAAGCAAAUUUAAGAAGAAGGAGAAAACCGUUGUCUUGGAUGCACUAUACGAGAAAUCUGACGAGCCUGUCGAAGUGGAAAUAAUCGAUGGAGACGAAAGCUCUAGACCUUCCAUAAUAGGCAUUGAAUUACAGCCAUAGUAGAAAAAUAAUGAUUUAGUAAUCACAGAAACUAAAUCUGAUAUUGAAUUAAGCGAAUAAUAAACUAAUUCAUCAAAUGAAAUUUGA
Molecule: messenger RNA, 1026 nt
Organism: Paramecium tetraurelia
Lineage: Eukaryota; Ciliophora; Oligohymenophorea; Peniculida; Parameciidae
Exons: 7
Cellular component (GO): membrane
Source: RefSeq, a predicted model, not a curated record